GAUACACUAGAGCAGAAUAUGGCGUCUAAGCGAUUGUGGUGUUCUGUUCUUGGGUGUAAUAACGAACACAUCAGUCAUUUUGAUGUUCCUAAAUCCGAACCGCUGAAGACGCAAUGGCUAAGUUUUGUUUUCAAAGGGAAUAUUCCCUCUCGUCAACGUCAAUACUAUCAUGUUUGCGCGAAUCAUUUCUCACCAGACUGCUUUAUAAACGAGGGUCAGUAUAAAGCUGGUUUUGCUAAGAAGCUGCUCCUGAAAAAACAAUCGGUACCAACAAUUCGUGUUCCUGCUGCACCUCCAGAGAAAGCAAGCAUAUCUAAAGAAUUGGACAUGGUGCAACAUGUGGCCAGCCAAAAGAAAAUGUGCACAGUUGGCACCCAGCUCUCAAUGGAAACUUUAUGUCGGCAAUACAAAAGCACAGGCACACAGACAACUAUGUUAUACCCAGAUACUGGUGUUGGCCAGUCAAUACCACUGCUAUCAUCAUCAUCAUCAUCAUUAUUAACAACACCACCACUAAAGAGGCCAAAUAAGAGAUCUCGCUUGGAGCUAGAGGAGGAAGAGGAGGACCCUUCGGGAACCAGCUCAAGCAUGAAUGUGGAAGAGCCUUUGGAUUCCACAUAUGAUCCAGAUGACUCCGUCACAAACUUGAGUGAGCCAACAGAUGUCAUAUUUGAGUCUUCAAAGCCGGUCCACAAGACAGCGACUUACAUUGUUUAUGAAAACUGCCUGCUGCAGCUUUUUGAGCAGUGCCCUGUGUGUCAAAGUAUUACCAAUGUACAGAGAAAAGUAUUUGGCACAUUCCUCUCCGUGGAACAACGCUGCCCAAAUUGUGACUUCUUCAGAAAAUGGAAUAGUCAGCCAAUUAUACAAAGCACUCCUGCAGGGAACCUUCAGCUUUCCAUUGCAGUGUAUGCCAAUGGUGCCUCUUUCUUCAAAGUUAAAAAGAUAUUCCAGGCAAUGAAACUGAAAAUGAUCCACUACACCACCUUUCGAAUUCAUGCCCGAAGGUACAUACAGCCUGCAAUUGUACAUAGCUGGAAGACAGCACAGGAUGGCAUGUUGCAGAAGCUCAGACAGCAGCAGAACAUUGUCCUGGGUGGAGACAUGAGGGCAGAUUCGCCAGGUCAUUCAGCCAAGUUUGGAAGUUACUCACUUAUGGACCUAAGGACCAGCACUAUAAUUGAUCUGCAACUAGUUCAGAAUAAUGAAGUUGGAGGGAGCAACAACAUGGAGAAAGAGGGUCUGAGGAGGAGCCUUGAUCUCUUGAGGUCACACGGUGUGACUUUUGACAGCAUUGUUACAAACCGGCAACCUCAAAUACGAAAACACCUGCGGGAGGCCAACAUCAAACAGUAUUACAAUGUGUGGCACAUUGAAAAAGGCGUAUCAAAGAAACUGCGGAAGAUUGCUCAGAACAAAGACAGUGAAAAACUGCAGAAGUGGUAUCGUAGUAUAAAAAACCACAUAUAUUGGACAGCGGCUUCUUCUUCAUCAGGGACAGAGCGAGUGGCAAAGUGGACAUCAAUUCUUAAUCAUAUCCAAGACGUGCACACACAUGAUGAUCCCGUUUUCCCUCAGUGUUUGCAUCCGCAAAGCACUACAACGGACAAGAGCAAGUGGAUGAGAGCAGGUACAACUGCCUUCUCUCGAUUAGAGAAGAUCCUUAGAAACAAGAGGAUUCUGAAGGAUGUUGAAAAACUGAGCCCUCACCAUCAGACCUCAUCACUGGAGCCGUUCCACGGCGUAAUUUUGCGCUUUGUGCCAAAGAAUGUUGUCUUUUCUUUCCUGGGAAUGUUAUGCAGACUCUACUUGGCUGGCCUACAUUUUAAUGAGAAUGCUGGGCGUCCCCAAGCCACGACAGCAGCUGGAGAGCCACUAUUUAAGGUGGUCUUCCCAAAACACAAAAAAGGACAAUAUUCUGCAAAGCCAGUAAAAAUUGAACCAACCUUCCAGUACGUGGACAACCUGUUGGAACUUAUCUUUGAGAACGUUGUUGUGGACCGAACUCCUUAUAUGGACGAUAUCCUGAAGAUUUCCGUACCUGAGGAUCUUACGUCCCAGUUUGACAAACCAGACAAACAGGAAGUGAUAGACAGCUAUGUGUCUAGGUUUAAUCAAGGGCAAGUCUGAACCCUACAUAUUGUCCAUUACAUACUACAUAUUGUGAAUUUUGCCCUUAUUUGUCGCACCACACAAGAGGGGCAGCACAACCCUGAUUCUCCAGCCCAGAAUGCCCCAACACCAGCUGACGAAACUUCUGUAUGUUAAAAACCUGUAACGGCUGAGAAAAUUAAACUAAACCAUUUUUUGUGUUAAUACAGUAAAACUGUAUUUCUGUCUGUAAAUGUUAGUCCAGACAGUUUUGUGUCUAUUCCCAUUACCCAUAGUGAACUUUUUGCUUUGCACUGCAUUUGCUUGUUAUAAUAGGAAAUUAUGACUGAAAUGGGAAAUGAAUCAAAAAACAAUUUACCCUUCUAUUCCCCUUAAGCCUAACAGACUGAUCUCAUGAAAUGGCGUAUGUAUGACAUGCCAAUUCGUAUUUCCAUUUUUUCUAUCAACGCAAAUAAUCUCUUUUCAGUGUGUUUUAUGGACGCAGUUG
This is a messenger RNA of Pimephales promelas (fathead minnow), 2599 nucleotides long. The record is from RefSeq and is a predicted model, not a curated record. NCBI's taxonomy places the organism in Eukaryota, Metazoa, Chordata, Actinopteri, Cypriniformes, Leuciscidae.